Molecule: messenger RNA, 2178 nt
Organism: Helianthus annuus (common sunflower)
Lineage: Eukaryota; Viridiplantae; Streptophyta; Magnoliopsida; Asterales; Asteraceae
Product: protein MICRORCHIDIA 6
Exons: 20
Coding region: 161-1948 (595 amino acids)
Cellular component (GO): nucleus
Molecular function (GO): ATP hydrolysis activity
Source: RefSeq, a predicted model, not a curated record
AGUGUGUCUGAACAUCAUCAUAUCAACUUCGUUUCCAUUUUCAUACCACUCUACGAUCAACACGUUUUCUCCGGCGUACUUUCCGAUCACAUUUUCCGACGAUCAUCCACUUCACCUUCCUCCGCCGUUCACCUUUCUCCGACGAUAAAAUUGUAAAAAGAUGGAGAUGGCUGAUUCAUGCUGGGAUUAUGGCUUUGUUGAAGUGGAUACUGGAUUGGUUAAUACGCAACCAAAGUCAGUUGUGAUAAUAGAUGACGAAGACUGUGAAGGAAGUUCGGGCACCACUUCAGCAGUUGAUCAGUCAACCCCUUGUUCCACGUCAUCGGAACGUGGACCUCCCAUUUGUCGCCAGUUUUGGCAAGCUGGAAACUAUGAUGAUAAUUUGGCUCCUGCGUCUAAAACUCAUGUGGGCUCAAGUUAUCUACAUAUACACCCUAAGUUUCUUCAUUCCAAUGCUACUUCACACAAAUGGGCCUUUGGUGCCAUUGCUGAGCUUCUUGAUAAUGCUGUGGAUGAGAUACGAAAUGGGGCCACAUAUGUAAUGAUAGAUAAGAUCUCAACCCCAAGGAAUGGAAGUCCUGCAUUAUUGAUUCAAGAUGAUGGAAGUGGUAUGGACCCAGAAGCGAUGCGGAAAUGUAUGAGUUUUGGCUUUUCAGAUAAGUCAGAAUCUGCAAUCGGAAAGUAUGGGAAUGGAUUUAAAACUAGUUCAAUGAGGCUCGGGGCAGAUGCUCUAGUUUUCACACGUACCUUAGUUGACGGGACUCUCACACAAAGCAUUGGCCUUUUGUCAUAUACAUUCUUGACUCGAUCAGGCUAUGAUAGAAUAGUGGUUCCAACGGUGCACUACAAGUUCAAUUUUAUAACAGGCGCUUUUGAGUCGCUACAAACAAAAAGUGACAGACGCUCUGAUGUAAACUUAUCCGUGCUGCUGCAUUGGUCUCCAUAUACAGCAGAAGCAGAACUGCUAAAACAAUUUGAUGAUAUUGGUGAGCACGGGACGAAAAUCAUCAUUUACAAUUUAUGGCUCAACGAUGAUGGUAACAUGGAGCUUGAUUUUGAGUCUGACAUUGAGGAUAUUCGUCUUGCAUUGGUUGAAAAAACUAGAGCAAAAGACGGUUCUAAACAGGCAAUUACCGAUAACCACCUUGCUAAUCGCCUUCAGUAUUCUCUUCGUGCAUACUUAUCAAUCUUGUAUGUUAAACUCCCGGCAACCUUCAGCAUCGUGCUGCGUGGAAAUUAUGUUCUAUAUCAUAACACUGCAAGAGAUUUGAUGCAUCCUGAGUUUAUCUUGUAUAAACCUCAUAAGGGUGGUGGAUCAAAAGAGGGAUCAGUGAUUACAACAAUCGGGUUCCUUAAGGAGGCCCCACAUGUGAAAGUUCAUGGCUUUAACAUCUACCACAAGAGUCGUCUGAUACUGCCGUAUUUACCAGUCGUCUGUGCUAGCAACGGCAAAGGACAAGGCGUUGUCGGAGUGCUUGAAGCAAAUUUUAUGCAGCCUACACACAGUAAACAAGAUUUCGAAAAAACUAAUCUUUUUCAAAAACUUGUAACCCGAUUGAAGGAUAUGGCAAUUGAAUACUGGGAUACUCAUUGUGAACUCCUUGGUUAUACGGUCCCUAAAAAAGUUCGACCUUCAGUUGCUUCUGGCAGUUGCCCUAAACAACAGGGAUCAAAUUUGAAGAGGAAAACGCCUGAUCCACCAGAGGGUUCCCCGUCGAUAACGACCAGUGCGGCAGAUAUGGAUCCAAAAAAGGCAAACCUGAUGCAAGAAAACAAGAAGCUUAAACAGCAAUGCUCGGAUCUCGAGAUGAGUGAGAAGGAACUUAGUCUUAAGGCGACGAACCUUCAAACCGUGUUAGAAGAGGCUGAAAAAGAAUAUGCAUCUUUGUUGACGGAAUUGCAGCGUUUGGAGAGUGUGAAAGUGUGGGAAAGGGGUGUGAAGGUGUAAAUGCUUAAUUAUAGAAGUUGUAUAUGAUGACAAGUUGAAGCUGUUUGGGGUCUAACUAAAACCCUUGAUAGGAAGAUUAGAGCUACAUAGUAUAUCACUAGAAACUAAUGAAGACAACACAGAUGCUAGUGUGUUUGGAUCAUAACUUGAAAGGGGAUUUUGUAAAUAUUUUGCUAAGGCAUGUUAUUGAAUUCCUUUGAUGAAAUGUAGGCCAGCCAAUCAUGUCCAAA